Messenger RNA from Panicum hallii, 1337 nucleotides. RefSeq lists its product as uncharacterized. The coding region runs from base 115 to 1074 and encodes 319 amino acids. The record is from RefSeq and is a predicted model, not a curated record. Lineage: Eukaryota; Viridiplantae; Streptophyta; Magnoliopsida; Poales; Poaceae. The transcript has a single exon.
CCAAGCCAAAACUUCACUCUACAUUAACAAAAUCCCAUGGCCUUUUAAAGGAGGAAGCAAAGACAUUUAGAAGUGGAGGGAGAGCAAAGAGCAUAGCAAGCGGAGAGGGGCGAGAUGGAGGUGAUGGUGCCUGUCAUGGCGCCAAGCGCACCGUGCAGCCCAAGAACCGCGGCCAUCGCCGGCGGCGACCACCUCCCGGGCUACUGCUACUUCUUCUCCAGCGCCCCGACGAGCCCGUCCAGGGCGAGCUACGCCGGGGACGCCUCGCCGGGCGCCGCCGGCGACGAGGCCACGUUUGACUUCACGCUCGGCUUCAGCGGCCAGCUGCAGGAGGCCACGCCGAUCCUCGCCGACGCCGACGAGCUCUUCGAGGGCGGCAGGAUCCGGCCGCUCAACACGCCGCACCCGAGCAUUCUGCUGGUCGACGACACCUCCUCCACUUCGAACUACUCCUCAUCCACCGGCCCUCGGUCCCCAAGGAGAGCCGGGGCGCGCGGCGGGGAUCAAGCGGAGGCGCUGGAAAGGGGCAGGUCGGGAAGGCCCGCCGCGCCUACCUCCGCCGCUUCGUCGCGGAGCAGGAGAGCCACGCGGUCCCUAUCCCCGUUCAGGGGCGGCGGCGGCGGCGGCAUCGAGGACGACGAGUUCCCUUCUUCCCCGCCGUCCCCCCGAAGCUCCAUGAUGCGGGGCUGCGGCAGCGGGAGCAAGAAGUGGAGGCUCAAGGACUUGUUCCUCUUCCGGAGCGCGUCGGAGGGCCGCGCCACCGCCGGCGGGAGCAAGGACCCGCUCUUCAAGUACACCAUGCUCUCGUCCUCCACGUCCUUCUCGCACCCUCAGAAGCUCAAGAGCGGCGACGGCAGCGCGUCCAUGCGGAAGGGGCGAGGGUCGACGGCGUCCGCGAGCGACAUGCCGUACACCACGAACCGGGCGGCCGCCGAGGAUAUGCGGCGGCGGACCACGACCCCGCUGCCGUUCCACCGGAACAGCCUCUUCGGCUACCUGCGCUCCAACCCGGCCAUCCACAGCAUCAGCAGGAAGCUCGGCAACCACUCCUCCAAUCGCGGCAGGCCGACAUGAUCCACACGCACCGGUCGCAGCAUGCAUGCACUGGCGCCGCCGUUCUGAAACCUUGACGACGAUGCAGAACUGAAAUGGUCGCCGGAGAAGCGUGCGUCGCCGGUUUACUUGUCCAUUUUUCUUUUGUUAUUUUUGCUGCGUAUUCUUUUGUUUCAUGUAAACCACGAGGUUUCCAUACUAGUGUAGAUAUGUACGUACACGGUAUUCCCAAGGUAUUUUGCACAAAAAUAUCAGUACAUUUUUCCUCUGAUCCAUACGGUUAA